This is a messenger RNA of Sapajus apella (tufted capuchin), 1458 nucleotides long. It is a transcript of the gene TMEM95, whose product is annotated as transmembrane protein 95. Gene Ontology annotation, biological process: fusion of sperm to egg plasma membrane involved in single fertilization. The transcript has 5 exons. The coding region runs from base 141 to 737 and encodes 198 amino acids. NCBI's taxonomy places the organism in Eukaryota, Metazoa, Chordata, Mammalia, Primates, Cebidae. The record is from RefSeq and is a predicted model, not a curated record. Gene Ontology annotation, cellular component: acrosomal membrane; sperm plasma membrane.
UUACCCCAGCUGAGGAUGGGUCGUGGCAUUGUUCAUUGUUCUGGAACACUCUAGAACCUCCAGGCAAGGGCUGGAGCCAGGGCUGCAGAGCAUUCCUUGGUCCAGCUGGGGCAGCCCUGCUCCACCCCCCUGUGGUCCUCAUGUGGAGGCUGGCACUAGGCGGGGUUUUCCUGGCAGCCGCCCAGGCCUGUGUCUUCUGCCGCCUCCCAGCCCACGACUUGUCAGGCCGCCUGGCUCGGCUCUGCAGCCAGACGGAGGCCGGGCAGAAGGAAUGUGAGGCCUCCCCGGACUUCUCGGCCUUUGCCUUAGAUGAGAUGUCUAUGAACAAAGUCACAGAGAAGACUCACAGAGUCCUGAGGGUCAUGGAGAUCAAAGAGGCUCUUUCCUCACUCCCUUCAUAUUGGAGAUGGCUUCAUAACACCAAGCUCCCUGAGUACACAAGGGAAGGUACUGACGCGGGGUGGCCUCGAGGGGAGCCCAGGGUCUCAGGCAAAGGGGUGUGUGGUGAGCAGCACAUCCAUUCACACUCCCGCCCCUUCCUUGUCUUUCAUUGCAGCUCUCUGUCCCCCCGCCUGCCGGGGCAGCACCGUGCUGUACAACUGCUCUACCUGCAAGGGGACCGAGGUGUCCUGCUGGCCUCGAAAGCGCUGCUUCCCAGGUCCUCAUGCCCACCCUUGCCCAGAUCCCUGAGUCCUUGGGCUCCCCAACUGGUCUCACCACCUCCAAGCAAAAAGUAGCUUAUGAAGACACUGAAAACCUCCCAGCCUCCAGCUCUAAGGAGUGUGCACUCCCAACUUCCACAUCCCUUGGAGGGGAACCAGCCAGCCCCUUAGUCCCAGCUCCAAAGACAGUCUUCCAGAUCCUAAAACCCAGACAUCCCUGCUUCUGCUUGGUGAGAUAAUGCAAAAACAAGAAAAUCCCAAAAAACCCAGACAUCCCCACAAUCCCAGGUCUGACGGCCUCCCAGGAACCCGGGCACCCACAGCUGGAAAGUUCCUCCCCUCUGGCCCUCAACCAAUCAGACAGCGCUGUCAACAAUGCCAGGAAAAUAUCUACAGAAGGAAAGAAUCCCCUACACCACUCCCACCACGCCCACACCCCCUUCUGCCUGUUCCCGGAAAGUGGGGGCGACUGCCCCAGAAGCGACUCCAGGCCCUCUUGUGACUGAUUGGGAAUCCAGGAAUGCGUGUUCUGGAAAACUCACCCCGCUGGAGUGAGACCACAUCAGUUGGUUCGCUGGCAUCCCUCCCUCCAUCGUGUUAACACAGUGAAACCCUGGCCUUCCUCAGAGGCCUCUGUCCUGCCAGGCCCAACUAAACCUGCUGUUCACGAUCUCUGCCCCUGCCUGGCCUCUGUCUGCAACUGGAGGGGGCAGAGGAAAAAUGGGAGACUCUCAGAGUAGCACAGUGCAUCUCAGAUGGGGGUGAUUUUGCACCCCAGUACACAUUUUGCAACAUC